Messenger RNA from Leucoraja erinaceus (little skate), 1405 nucleotides. RefSeq names its product ubiquitin-conjugating enzyme E2D 2 (UBC4/5 homolog, yeast) (gene ube2d2). Gene Ontology annotation, cellular component: nucleus. Gene Ontology annotation, biological process: ubiquitin-dependent protein catabolic process; protein K48-linked ubiquitination. NCBI's taxonomy places the organism in Eukaryota, Metazoa, Chordata, Chondrichthyes, Rajiformes, Rajidae. The transcript is spliced from 7 exons. The record is from RefSeq and is a predicted model, not a curated record. Gene Ontology annotation, molecular function: ubiquitin conjugating enzyme activity. The coding region runs from base 175 to 618 and encodes 147 amino acids.
ACACGGGGACUACUUUCGGUCGGCCGGUCCCUUCCAUUUUCUCGGCUUCUCCGAGCGGACUCGGCGGCUUUUCCGGGUUCGCCUUCAACCCUGUUAUUGUGUGUGUGAGAGAGGGGGAGAAACCCGCAGCCACCAGCCCUGAACCCCGCACACACCAUAAACACACACCACAACAUGGCUCUGAAAAGAAUCCACAAGGAAUUGAAUGAUUUGGCCCGUGAUCCGCCAGCACAGUGUUCAGCAGGUCCGGUUGGAGAUGACAUGUUCCAUUGGCAAGCCACAAUAAUGGGGCCGAAUGACAGUCCCUAUCAGGGUGGUGUAUUUUUCUUGACAAUUCACUUUCCCACAGAUUAUCCCUUCAAACCGCCCAAGGUUGCAUUUACAACAAGAAUCUAUCAUCCAAAUAUUAACAGUAAUGGCAGCAUCUGUCUUGAUAUUUUACGGUCACAAUGGUCCCCAGCAUUAACUAUUUCAAAAGUUCUUUUGUCCAUCUGUUCACUGUUAUGUGAUCCAAAUCCAGAUGAUCCCCUAGUGCCUGAGAUUGCACGUAUCUACAAAACAGAUAGAGAAAAGUACAACAGAAUAGCUCGGGAAUGGACUCAGAAGUAUGCAAUGUGAUUACAUUAAAAUGUUGACGAACCUCUUAAAAUACAGCUGGGGGAACUUGCAAAACAAUUUUUUUUGGUUUCCAUUUGACUGCUUUCUUUGAGCCCACGCCUCUCCCCUGUGCACAUGUUCACCUGAUCCAGCAGUGCUGCGUUGUUUUGUGUACAUAUUUGGAACAGCUGAUAGAAAUGCCCCUCUCAUUUGUUUGAAAUUCUGACUACUUACAAAGCAAAUGUUAAUGUCCAGUUCUUCAAUCAUAACAUUGUUUGUGAGACUAAAAGCAUUCCUAGUCAUUGUAACAAGAUUGUUAAAAAUUCAGGGUUUAAGUGCUUCCGGGGAUGCGAACUUUCCCUUUUAUAAAUGUAUGUUGGAAUUCUUUUAAACUCAUAAUGGUUAUGAAUAAUAGAAGGAAGAACUUUAAUUUGUUUAAUGUUUUGCAGUUUUUAUGCUGAAGGAUGCAAAUCUACAUUCUAGUUAAACGUUGGGAUGGAAAGUUGGAAGUCUACACGUGUCCUAUGAAAUUUCAAUUGUCUCCCUCAACAGUUAAAUGGAUUGGAGUUAUUAGUUAGCCAAUCAUUCAAUUUUCUGUUACCAUUUUGGUUUAUAUUUGGCUUGCAGUGAAUGACUUGCUAAUAACUCUAAUUUUCUUUUUUGUUUUUGUUAACUAAUCUUAGCCUCACCAGGAUGUAAGGAUAAAAAUUCAUGACUGAACUUGUGUAUAUUUAAUGACCCAAAGGCUCUCCUGGAGCUUGUAUGUUCAAAAUGAUUAAUCUGUGUAAUAAACUGAUUACUAAAGUCA